ACCGUAUCAGUGAUAACACCACCUUUCGAACGACAUCGUUUGGUAUCUCGGUACUGGGCUGCCGCCAUGGCCGUUCAUUAAGCUCUCUCUCUGCCUCUCUUAAUCAAAUCAUUGGCAAGAGUGGGGGAAAUGGGGACGAGAUCGAAUUUCUACAAAAACCCUUCCCUCUCUUACAAGAAAGAUUUAAAUCUCUCCUCUGCUCUUCAAAACCUAAAAGCCUAUAAUAUCGCCACCGGAAAUGCUCCUCCGCCGAUCGGAGAACAAUCUCAGGUCGAAAACAAAGGCGCGUGUAGGAAACGCACGAGGGAGCGUCAGCCAUUGUCGCGGACUCACCGUAGCCGUGAAAUUGAAGACAAGGAUGGACCUAUGUCUCAUCACGAUUACAUCCUUAAAAGAAGGAGAGAGGUUAGUUCAUCUCAGGGUUAUGACCAACUGAGUACUGAUAUGUUGCAAGCAUCGAAUUCGAGUGUAGCUUUGGUAGACUAUGGAAGCGAUGGAAGUACUUCUUCCGAUGAUAAAGAAACUCAGGAUCCUCCAGAUUCUGGUGAUUUGAAUGAAGCAGAUCGAAUUAAGAGCAGAAGUGAGCAACGGUUUCCUCUUCCAGGCGAACCUGUUUGUGUAAUUUGUGGCAGAUAUGGAGAAUAUAUAUGUGACAAGACUGAUGACGACAUUUGCAGCAUGGAGUGCAAAUCUGCUCUUUUGCGUAGCCUUCAAAUAACUGAGAAAUCCGUGACCAUGAGCAGUCAAAAUCCGUCUCUUUCAUCAUCUGAACUUACAUCCAUCUAUCGUACUCCUGAACUUGAGGAAGACGCUUGGGAUUACAGUAACCAUCGCUGGUUCCAAAGGGGGUCUAAUCUUUGUAGCUACAAAUGUUGGAAAUGCGAGAGGCCGGGACACCUUGCUGAAGAUUGCUUGGUCACCACAUCGGAGCAGGCUGCGACGAAGCGGAGCAAGCCCACUUCUCUAUCCAGAGAUCUUCUUGAACUGUACAGAAGAUGCCAUCGGAUAGGUGAAAACUUAUCUCUUGCAAGCUGUAAUGCAUGUCGUAGCUCGAUUGGACUAGCAACAUGCCUUCAUUGCAGCACUGUUGUUUGUGACAAUGAAGGACAUUUGAAUGAACAUAUCUGUACCCAUCCAUCCCAUAAACAGUACUACUCUCAUAAACUCAAGCGAUUGGUGAAAUGCUGCAAGUCUACAUGCGAGGUGACUGACAUUAGGGAUCUUUUGAUUUGCCACUACUGUUUCGAUAAGGCAUUCGACAAGUUCUACGACAUGUUCACGGCAACUUGGAAAGGAGCUGGAGUUUCAAUCAUUUGGGGUUCUAUUUGUUGUGAAGAUCACUUUGCUUGGCAUAGAAUGAACUGCCCGAACGCCGAUAUCGAGGACCAAUCGUAUUUGAUCGGUAGAAACACCGGGAAAGGGAAACAUGUUCAGCUCAGUGACUUCAUUUUCUAACGGACUGCUGGCAAUGUGGCAAUGUUUAUGGGGAAGGGGCCUUGCCUUUGUAAAUUUA
Hibiscus syriacus is the source of this 1513-nucleotide messenger RNA. RefSeq lists its product as uncharacterized. Bases 130 to 1455 code for a protein of 441 amino acids. Gene Ontology annotation, cellular component: Swr1 complex. The transcript has 15 exons. The record is from RefSeq and is a predicted model, not a curated record. Lineage: Eukaryota; Viridiplantae; Streptophyta; Magnoliopsida; Malvales; Malvaceae. Gene Ontology annotation, molecular function: nucleic acid binding; nucleosome binding; zinc ion binding. Gene Ontology annotation, biological process: chromatin remodeling.